AGAUGUGGCGCAACGCAAUUUAGCGUUCCUGUAUGAUUACGCGUAGUAACCAUUAUAAAUUUAUUAGGGGUUUCGUGUUUUGGUUCCGACUUGCAAUCCGACAUCUGGCAUCCUAUAUUUGUACCGACGAAUCCGACAUCAUGAACCUGACGAUCCGCCGAUCCGCCAUUUUGAAAGUAGAAACUCAAGAUCGUUUACGUCAAAGCUCAAAAAUUUAGGUGACAGGAUAGAAAAAUAACAUUGCAAUUGCUGUAUUUUCCGUUUGAAAUACUAUAUUUAGAGAAAUUAAAAGCAAUUUAGUACAUAAUAUUAUGUACUUUCUAGUUUGAUUUUACUGAUAAUGGUGAUAACGUUUUACAUCAUGAAGGUGAACAAGAAAAGAAUUAAUAUGGAAGAGUACUACAGUGGUUUACAGAACAUGCCUUUACCCGUGUUUAGUAAACAUAUAAAGCGUCAAACGCACUGUAGGGUUUGUCUGCAGAAUGGGGAUAUGCCGAUUACCAGCGUCACAAAUCCUCAAGAGUUAAAGGAAGCCCUUACUAUUUUUGGGGGCAUAAUAUUCAAUGACGACGAUGAAAAGGCGGUAUACCUGUGCUAUGUUUGCUACAAGUUUCUAAAGAGUGCUGUUUUAUUCAAGAAAGUUGCGCAACGAUCGAACGAAACAUUAAAGCAACCUCUAUUAAAACAAUCGCCCGGCCAUUUCCAAGAUUAUGACUAUUCGGGUACAUAUGACGAUGGAAAGUCAAGUCAGGUGUAUGCAACUGAUGAUUUUCUAUGUAAACAAGAGCCCUUAGAAGUUGACACCAAGGUACAGUGUCCCAUAUGUAAAAAAGUUGUCAAUAAAUCUUAUUACUACAAGACCCAUUUGAAACUUCACAAUCCAAAUCUACCUGAACCGUACGUGUGCGACAUUUGUGGUAAAUCAUUCAAGAUAAAAAACGUUUAUACUAAUCAUAGAGUGCGGCACGAAACUAGAUUCAUUUACAAAUGUGAAUUAUGUCCAUAUGCUGGUCGGUACAAAGAAAGGCUCUCGAGACAUAUGAGAGUACAUACUGGUGACUUGAAAUACCUGUGCACACAAUGCCCGGCUAGAUAUAUAUCUAAAGGCAGUUUGAGUGAUCAUAUUAAGCUAAAGCACACGGAACCACAAUUUAAAUGUGAUUCUUGCAACAAGGCAUAUCAUAGCAAUUUGGUUCUACAAAGACAUAUUGAUGCAUCACAUUUGAGAAUAAAGAAACAUGAAUGUAACAUAUGCGGCUCUGCGUACGGCUACAGGCAUGACUUGUUGAAGCAUCAAAUUAAGGUGCACAAGAGAGCUGUGUUGAGGCAUCGUUUCCGUAUAACAGCUAACAAAGACACGGAGAACAACAGUGCAGAAUGAAUAUUUUAAAUAU
Molecule: messenger RNA, 1394 nt
Organism: Pararge aegeria (speckled wood butterfly)
Lineage: Eukaryota; Metazoa; Arthropoda; Insecta; Lepidoptera; Nymphalidae
Product: zinc finger protein 16-like
Exons: 1
Coding region: 341-1381 (346 amino acids)
Biological process (GO): regulation of DNA-templated transcription
Cellular component (GO): nucleus
Molecular function (GO): zinc ion binding; RNA polymerase II cis-regulatory region sequence-specific DNA binding; DNA-binding transcription factor activity, RNA polymerase II-specific
Source: RefSeq, a predicted model, not a curated record